CAAACAGAUUUUUCAUAAUUGAAUCUUAAAAAAUUUCCCUUUAAAAUUUCUAGCAUAAAAUAACAUACUUUUUAUUUUGUUUUGAUUAGUUCUUUUGCUCCAUAAACAUGAAAUUCUAUCCGAAUGCCGAUGUGUGGUUUUUUGUGGACAAGCCCGGCUGUUGGGGAAAGUAUCAGAAGUAUGCCCCACAUCAUAGCUGGAAACUGCCAAUCCGACCCUUCACGCCAAGAGUUAUGUAUCAUUGGCGUGACCUUGAAGGCGUCAAAAAGGCGGAUAUAACGCACAAGGAUCUUCACUUUGAUAAGUGGCCCAAGUCCCGAAUUCGACCACAGGCGUGUCUGGGCAUGCUCUAUGCAACAGGUCAUCGUUUCAUUCAGCUUAGCAUGGCGCCACCGGCUGGCUUCAAGUGUGCACCACUUCCCGUCAACUUGGUAACUGCAAAAUACGUUAAGUCUCAUUUGCGCAAACUGAAAAGGCAGGCCAAACUGGCGAAGAAAAGAGAAAAGAAGGCCAAGAAAGAAGCUAAGAAAGCCGCGGAAAAGCUGAAGAACAGAGGAGCAAGGCGAGGAAGACAGUAAUCAAGAAUAUCAAAGUAAUCUGCUAAAAUUCGCUUAAAUUAUAUACAAUAAUAUUGCAAAAGCUAUGUACUAUAUGUUACUCUGUUCACUUAAAGUAUUCGCAAAGCAAUUUUCGGUUAACAUGCAUGUUAAGUACGUUGUUGGUUUUAUCAAGCAUGGCUAAGGGACUUGAAUAUUCCUUAUAUAUUUCUAUAUCGCCAGAUGUGUUUUUUAAGAUUUUGAUUGCAACGCAAAGACGCUGAGAUAUGGACGUUGAGAUAUGGAUUUAAAAUGUUACUAAACUACAUUUUUAAAUAAUAUAAUUUGAAAACACUCUAA
Molecule: messenger RNA, 896 nt
Organism: Drosophila novamexicana
Lineage: Eukaryota; Metazoa; Arthropoda; Insecta; Diptera; Drosophilidae
Exons: 2
Coding region: 108-578 (156 amino acids)
Source: RefSeq, a predicted model, not a curated record